AUGGCGGCCAACGACUACUACAACACCAAUCCCACCGCCCACGCCAAUCCCUACCACGACUACGAUUACCCAGACCGACACGAUGCGCCGUUGCCGCCUCCGCCUUCACGGUCUCCCUUUGACGACGGGACACACCCAUAUUCUCAUCAGACACCCGCGCAGUCAUAUUCAGGAGCCAACGGCCGAUUGCAUGACGAUGCGGACCCAUUCGAUGAUGGAAAUGCCAUUCCUUUGAACGGCCGUAAACCGAAGCACGACUCCACGCAUACAGUAUCUCCAAUUCUCCCACACGAACAGGACGACCCUUUCGUACGAGAUGCGGAUCCAAGAAGAAAGAGAAGGCGGCCAGUAGGCAAGGACGGCUGGUUCAAGGGGAAGAUCACAUGGGUUGUAUACGUUUUGACGGUUGCACAAGUCGUGGUCUUCAUAGCCGAGAUCAUCAAAAACGGGGUACUUACGAAAUCCCCCAUCGAGAUCAAGCCUUCGUUUAACCCCAUGAUUGGACCUUCGCCUUAUGUCCUCAUCAACAUGGGCGCAAGAUACCAACCAUGCAUGCACACUAUGCCUGGUGUACAGAACAGCAGCGUACAAAUUUCAUGGCCCUGUCCAAACGCUACCGCAACUACAGGAGACAGUGUCACAUGCCAGCUUUCAGAUCUAUGUGGGUUUAGCGCAGAUCGCAACCCUCGCGUCAACGGCAGCAUCGACGACAAGCCAGCACCGGACCAGUGGUGGAGAUUCAUCGUUCCCAUCUUUUUACAUGCUGGAAUCAUCCACAUCGGCUUCAACAUGCUCUUACAGCUCACUCUUGCCCGCGACGUGGAGAAGAUGAUCGGCAGCAUUCGCUUUGCCAUUCUCUACUUUGCGGCAGGUAUUUUUGGAUUCGUCCUUGGAGGCAACUUCGCCGCGACGGGUAUUGCCUCGACCGGCUGCUCUAGUAGUCUCUUCGGUAUCCUGGCCAUCACCUUGCUCGACUUGCUAUACAACUGGAAAGAACGGCCAAGCCCCAUACGAGAUCUGUGCUUUAUUAUUCUGGACGUCUGCAUUGCUUUUGUGCUCGGUCUUCUACCUGGCCUGGACAACUUCUCUCACAUCGGCGGCUUCCUAAUGGGUCUCGUCCUGGGUGUCUGUCUCCUGCGCUCACCGAGUGCGAUUGGCAGACGCACGUCACAGACGUACCCAGCGGAGUACUCUCACAUCUCCCGCCAGGAAGAUCGCAAUGAGGGCAUCAAGAGCUUCGUGAAGAACCCGCUUGGCUUCUUCAAAGAGCGACGUCCAGUCUGGUGGGCCUGGUGGCUGGUGAGAGCGGCAGCAUUGAUUGCUGUCUUGAUCGGAUUCAUCCUCCUCCUGAAGAACUUCUACGAAUGGAGAACCGGCUGUCACUGGUGCAAGUACCUGUCAUGCCUACCGAUCAAGGUCGGUGGGACGGACUGGUGCAAUGUUGGUAAUCUCAACUUCCAGCCUACGAACGGGACAUCCUCCAAACGCGACUUACUGGAACUGACCAAGAUGGUCUUCGAUUCGAAGCUUCUGUAA
Molecule: messenger RNA, 1536 nt
Organism: Zasmidium cellare ATCC 36951
Lineage: Eukaryota; Fungi; Ascomycota; Dothideomycetes; Mycosphaerellales; Mycosphaerellaceae
Exons: 2
Coding region: 1-1536 (511 amino acids)
Biological process (GO): proteolysis
Cellular component (GO): membrane
Molecular function (GO): serine-type endopeptidase activity
Source: RefSeq, a predicted model, not a curated record